AUGGGGCAAAUCGCUCAGCAACUAGCUUCAAGUUCUCAAGCACAUGGUGCUCUACCUUGUGCAACCGUGACAAAUCCUAGAGAGCAUAAUAAUGUGAGUGAUAUGACAAUUCGAAGGGGUAAAUGUGAGGAAGUUGUUGAGGAAGUUGAUGAAGAGAGAGACCAAUUGAUUGAAGUGGACCUUGAGAUCAAAGAAAAUGAAGUGGUUAGAAAAGAAGUAGCAGCACCGAAACCAGUGGUGAAAGAAACAGGCAUUGAGCCCAAACCGGUUAUUAAGCUCCCAUUCCCCACUCGGAACAAGAAAAAAGGGCAACAUGAGAUAUUUUUUGAAAAGUUCUUAGAGUUGUUCAAGAAGCUGGAGAUUAAUAUUCUGUUGUUGGAGGAACUUGAACAUAUGCCUACAUAUGCAAAGUUCAUGAAGGAUAUCAUUUCUAAGAAGCGUACCGCCGACACUAACCCAAUUAUCCUCAUAGAAACUUGUAGUGCUAUUUUGCAGGGUAUGAAGAUUCCGAUAAAAAAGAAGGAUCGCGGAGCUGUCACUAUCCCAUUCACUAUUAGAGAUAGGUCAUUCAACAAAGCUAUGAUUGAUCUGGGAGCUAGUCUGAGUCUCAUGUCGUUAUCUAUCUACAAAAAGCUUGGUAUAGGGGUUGUGCAAGAUACCAGAAUGACACUCCAAUUUGCCGAUCAUUCGGUCAAGAAACUAUAUGGCAUUGUUGAAGACGUUCUGGUAAAAAUUGAUAAGUUUGUUUUUCCGGUGGAUUUUGUAAUUCUUGAAAUGCCAGAAGAUGAAGAGAUCCCUCUCAUUCUGGGGAGACCCUUUUUGGAGACGGAACGGUUCUUGAUAAACAUAGAAGAAGGAACAAUGACACUGAAAGUUUAUGAUGAAGAAUUAAAAAUUGAUGUUUGA
Molecule: messenger RNA, 906 nt
Organism: Lathyrus oleraceus (garden pea)
Lineage: Eukaryota; Viridiplantae; Streptophyta; Magnoliopsida; Fabales; Fabaceae
Exons: 1
Coding region: 1-906 (301 amino acids)
Biological process (GO): proteolysis
Molecular function (GO): aspartic-type endopeptidase activity
Source: RefSeq, a predicted model, not a curated record